Lampris incognitus (smalleye Pacific opah) is the source of this 766-nucleotide messenger RNA. RefSeq names its product nucleoside diphosphate kinase A 2-like. Lineage: Eukaryota; Metazoa; Chordata; Actinopteri; Lampriformes; Lampridae. The coding region runs from base 128 to 589 and encodes 153 amino acids. Gene Ontology annotation, molecular function: nucleoside diphosphate kinase activity. The transcript has 5 exons. The record is from RefSeq and is a predicted model, not a curated record. Gene Ontology annotation, biological process: GTP biosynthetic process; regulation of apoptotic process; CTP biosynthetic process.
GUCAAGCCUUUAAAUACCGGUCCGCUCGGUCGCAUCGGCCUCGGUGAUCGUUCCCUCGCCGCUUGCUGCAGUCCGUCUCCCGCUGUGUCUUCUCACGUUCCCUGUGAACUCCCGUUAAAGAAGCAUCAUGUCUGCUGAGAUGGAGCGUACCUUUGUGGCCGUCAAGCCUGAUGGUGUGCAGAGAGGCCUGUGUGGUGAGAUCAUCAAGCGCUUUGAGCAGAAGGGCUUCAGACUGGUGGCUGCCAAGUUCCUGCAGGCCUCAGAGGAUCACAUGAAGAAGCACUACGCAGAUCUGAAGGACAAGCCUUUCUUUGCUGGACUCUGCAAAUACAUGUCCUCUGGUCCUAUCUUCGCCAUGGUGUGGGAGGGUCAGAACAUUGUGAAGAUGGGCAGGAUGAUGCUGGGUGAGACCAACCCUGCUGACUCCAAGCCUGGCAGCAUCCGCGGAGACUUCUGCAUCCAGGUUGGCAGGAACAUCAUCCACGGCAGUGACACUAUGGAGAAUGCCAAGUUGGAGAUUGCCCUGUGGUUCAAACCCGAAGAGUUUGUCUCCUACAAGCCCUGCGCCCAGGAGUGGCUGUACGAGUAAACCUGCCAAUCACAGAUAACAACAGCAUAACAACACCAACCUGAACCAUUUAACCUCUUCUCCCCAUCAGACUCAUCCUUCAUGUAGUGGAUCUACUAAUCUGGUCUCCACUGUGCACUUUUUUGGUGACUAUACAUUCAAACAUGUAGCACUUAUCAAUAAAGUACCCUGGUGACA